Molecule: messenger RNA, 1699 nt
Organism: Fomitiporia mediterranea MF3/22
Lineage: Eukaryota; Fungi; Basidiomycota; Agaricomycetes; Hymenochaetales; Hymenochaetaceae
Product: cytochrome P450
Exons: 16
Coding region: 8-1603 (531 amino acids)
Molecular function (GO): monooxygenase activity; iron ion binding; heme binding
Source: RefSeq, a predicted model, not a curated record
UCCUACCAUGUUGACGCAGCUUGCAGUAUUUCUAGCAUCUCUUGUUGUCUUUGGCUACGUCUCGAGAAGGCCGGUUGGAGUCUUAAAAUAUCUCCCCGGCCCACCGUCAAAGUCUUUUUUGCUUGGGAAUCUCUCCGAGCUUUUUGCAUAUAAGGCUGGAGAAGUGGAUUUGAGAUGGACACGUACCUACGGUUCUGCACUACGAUUUAAGGGCUUGUUCGGAGUUGACAGGCUCUUCUUCUCGGAUCCAAAGGCUAUGCAACAUAUUUAUCGGAACGCAGGAGUCGACUAUGUUAAGCCUACAAUACGAAGAGAAGCUGGACGCAUGUUCCUUGGUAGAGGUAUAGCGUGGGCUCAAGGUCCGGAUCACAAGCGGCACAGGAAGAUUCUAUCGCCGGCAUUCGGCGCCGCUGAGAUGAAAGCGCUUAUGCCAAUGUUUCGUACCGUUGUCCGACGGAUGUGUGGUAGAUGGGAAGGAGUUACGUCAGAUGGUCCCUCUGUUAUCAAUGUUACCGACUGGCUGUCGCGCGCAACCCUGGAUAUCAUUGGCGAAGCUGCAUUUGACUAUCAAUUCAAUACUCUGACAGAUGAUUCAAACAAAUUAGCACGCGUUUACAACAAUUUCCUUGUUUCUGCGUUCGGUAUUCCAAAUACAGUCAGUAUUUUCGUACAGCAGACAGUCGCACUCCUUCCCGAUUCCUUCUUCGCUUUGCUGGAUAAAUUGCCAUCGCGAAGUCUGAAGACACUGAGGGAAGUCGCUGAAGAAGGAAGAAUCACAGGUCAGAUAAUACUUGACGAACGUAUGGAUAGCAGUAAGAGGCAGAACCCAAAGGACGUCUUGAGCCUACUUUUAAAGGCGAAUGAAUCUGAGAGUUUGGCGAAUAGACUCUCCGACGAAGAAUUAAUUUCAGAGAUUCGUACGAUUAUGGCAGCUGGGCACGAGACCACAAGCAACUCGAUUUCAUUCCUCUUUUAUGAGCUGGCUCGUCACCCCGACAUGCAGGAGAAAAUAAGGAAAGAGAUCCAAGAUUCCCUUUCAGCUGCUCGUGCGAAUGGCCAACCAGACCUCAAUAUUGGCGAUAUGGAGAAAAUGGAAUACGGACUGGCCUUCAUGAAGGAAGUACUACGCUUGUAUCCAGCUGUGUAUCAGACAUGGUUACAGUCCGCAAAGCCAGAUGUGAUUCCGCUAUCCAAGCCAAUAAUCACCAGUGAUGGACGAAAGAUCGAGGAAAUAUCCAUCGAGAAGGGUCAAAAUGUCCACCUUUCAAUCUUCGCCUACAACAGGAGCUCAGAAAUCUUCGGUGACAAUCCGGAUGAUCUAAUACCGGAAAGAUGGCUUAAUGCUGAUAAACCGAUCUCGAGUAUCUUUGGCGUGUAUUCAAAUCUUGGGAAUUUCAUCGCUGGGUCCCAGGCGUGUCUCGGAUUUCGCUUUGCGACAAUCGAGCUCCAGACAUUCAUGAUCGAAACACUUCGUCAAUUCCGAUUUUCGCUCGCACCACAAUCCGGAAACAUUAUACCUGCUGCUGCGGGUGUACUUGCGCCCGUCGUUGAGGGCGAGAAGGAGAAAGGGAAACAAUUACCGCUAUUGAUAUCCCUUCUGUAAAUGGUUGGGGAAACCAUAUUUUGUAGAGUACGAAGUUUUAGGCAAUAGUAUUGGAUAUCAUAUUCCAACGUUUUAUUGAAUAUUAUAGCAGACCCG